AAAAAGGAAUGAAGAUUUCAUUUUUCUUUUUUUUAAACCCACCGCUCCCCUUCAGACGACCAGCGUUUCCAGCUCAAACAAAUAUCUUUUAACAACAUCACGUUGUGGAAUAGUCUGGCGCCGGAGCAUCGCUGGAACCAUGCCUCUUCUGCAGAUUUGGACUGGGAAAUUUCAUCCACCAAUUUGAUCAUCGGGAGGCUGCUGCUCAGUCAUUCAUGCCAGUGUUUGUUUUUUUAAGAGGAAGAAUACUUGUCAUCACUUUUAAAAGUAUUGUGUAUGCUGUUUUUUAAGCAAGAUGUCUGAUCUUCUGGUGUUGGUCGAGGGGCUCUGUGACCUGCACGGAUUUCCAUAGCCGGGGAAAACAGCGGGGGCCAAUUACGAGAUUUUUUUUAAAUCAAGAACCCUAUUUUAAUGAAGACAUCGCAUGCGUAGAUGUAGGGUAGAUUAUUCGACAUUUAAAAAAAAGACAAUUAUCUUUUAAUUGCCAAUUUUUACUUUGUGCAUUUUCUGGAGGACCACUGGACUGGUUGGAUUAUAGAAACUAUAUAUAAGGAUUUGUGGAGAUGUUGGGUCGUCAAGAAGAUAAAAUAUGUGGAAUUUUCUCUGCUCUGGCGGCUUUGUCCUUCUUCUGCUUUGUUCAAAGCUCUUCCACGGGAAGCACCGGAAUGUCUGUGGCCAAGACCACCGUGGACAAGUUGCUGAAGGGAUAUGACAUCCGAUUGAGGCCUGAUUUUGGAGGUCCUCCAGUCAUCGUAGGAAUGAGCAUCAACAUUGCGAGCAUCGACUCCAUCUCAGAAGUAAACAUGGACUACACCAUCACAAUGUAUUUCCAGCAGAGCUGGCGGGAUAAGCGUCUGGCCUACACUGAGAUGAAGCUGAACCUGACUCUGGACAACCGUGUAGCAGACCAGCUGUGGCUCCCUGACACCUACUUCCUUAACGACAAGAAGUCCUUUCUUCAUGGGGUGACAGUGAAGAACCGUAUGAUCCGACUGCAUCCAGAUGGCACUGUCCUCUACGGGCUGAGAAUAACCACCACCGCUGCAUGCAUGAUGGAUCUGAGGAGGUACCCUCUUGAUGAACAGAACUGCACCCUGGAGAUUGAAAGCU
Notothenia coriiceps (black rockcod) is the source of this 1110-nucleotide messenger RNA. RefSeq names its product gamma-aminobutyric acid receptor subunit beta-4-like. The transcript is spliced from 5 exons. Lineage: Eukaryota; Metazoa; Chordata; Actinopteri; Perciformes; Nototheniidae. Gene Ontology annotation, molecular function: extracellular ligand-gated monoatomic ion channel activity; transmembrane signaling receptor activity. The record is from RefSeq and is a predicted model, not a curated record. The annotation marks the transcript as partial. Gene Ontology annotation, biological process: monoatomic ion transmembrane transport. Gene Ontology annotation, cellular component: membrane.